Messenger RNA from Lobosporangium transversale, 1085 nucleotides. RefSeq lists its product as hypothetical. The record is from RefSeq and is a predicted model, not a curated record. Lineage: Eukaryota; Fungi; Mortierellomycota; Mortierellomycetes; Mortierellales; Mortierellaceae. Bases 132 to 923 code for a protein of 263 amino acids. The transcript has 2 exons.
UUUUUUUUUUUUUUUUUUUUUUUUUUUCUAAAUCUUGACGAAAAAGGCUGGGUACCUUUUCACCACGUCAGGAACCAUCAGGAAAUACACGACAAAUCAUCCAUUUAUGAUUGGUUUGGACUUGUCUAACCAUGGAAUAUCUCUCUCUGAAAAUACAGACCUCAACCUUGCUCCUUAAGGCCAAGCAUGCCCUCUCGCUUCAUCGCAAGUCAUCCGCCAGUGGAUCUGCGCCUUCUUCCUCGAGUCAGUCUUCAACACUUUCGUCAAUACCGCUCCCAUCUACAGACUCUCCUGUUUCACCCCCUCUCCCCAAUACUUCCAUCACUCCGGCUACCCACAUAGACACAGCCCCUACUCCCAUUCUAGACAAUGUGCCUCACAAGACCAAGCGCAGUAGCCGGUUCAAGGUCAAGACAUUUCCAUCUUUCAGGGAAUCAGCCAGCUCACUUCAUACAAAAACAAAUCAGUCGAGCAAAGUGAGCCGUACAUCCGACUUGGUCAACACAGUGAUCGGCCCCGGAAUACCAUCUCAACCAAUGGCUUCUGUCAAUCCUUACUCCCCCCUGUGGUGCCCAUCCACUGUCACUGCUUUGAAAUCACCAUUGAGAAACGCCUCCUUGUUAAGAUCAAAAUCCAAUUCAUAUCUCGACCUAUCUCAAAUUUCACAUUACUCGCCUGCACCAAAUCUUAUUCUUCAACCUAGCCCCUCUGUUGAUUUGGCAUCAUGUUAUGCCGGAGCAAGGUCCUCUACAUUGCCAGCUAUGGUCCGCUAUCACUCGACUUCUGGAGAGUUUGCAGCCGCCCGAGGUUUUGUACCGGUUAUUGGGCCUCAAGUCGUUCAACACCUCCUUUUUACCCCUUGUUACUCGAUCAGGAUAUAUUUAACAUCCAUCAUCGUUGCCGUUGCAAAGGAUCGGGUUUAACAGACGAGAAUUCUGUUUUUAUUCCCAUUAUUGUUAUUUGUGAUGUAUUUCUGUAUUUAUGGCUGUAAUCAAAAAAAUGCGCAAAUGCGAUCUUGAUCUGUGAAAAUAACUCACUUCAAGCUUGUCAAAUAGUUUUCGCACUGGUAUUCUUUUUAAGUCAAA